AUGAAAAGAUUGAGUAAGGAAAAGAUUGAGCUCAUUAAUGUACCAUGCAACAGCCAUUUAUCCAACAGAAAGCUUGCAGUGAAGUUAGGUUUAAGUGAACAAUCAGUACGAAGAUUCAGGAUCAAAAAAAGUAAAAAUCUCCCUGGACGUCCAAAUGUGCUAUCUAAAAAAGAAACCAAUGUCAUUUUACGAAAAUUUGGGUCUGGUUUACUACAGGUUAGUAGUGAUGGGAUAGCAUAUGUUGCUGAAUCGUUCGAUAAAAAAAUCGAAAAAUCAACUAUUAGGAAAUUAUUGAUCAAAAACGGCUUCAGAUCCAACAAAAAAUUAAAGGACCAGCAUUAUCAAAAAAGAAUCUGA
Molecule: messenger RNA, 357 nt
Organism: Enterospora canceri
Lineage: Eukaryota; Fungi; Microsporidia; Enterocytozoonidae
Source: the annotation of a GenBank genome assembly